Microplitis demolitor is the source of this 2405-nucleotide messenger RNA. RefSeq names its product heparan-alpha-glucosaminide N-acetyltransferase. Bases 386 to 2095 code for a protein of 569 amino acids. The transcript is spliced from 8 exons. The record is from RefSeq and is a predicted model, not a curated record. NCBI's taxonomy places the organism in Eukaryota, Metazoa, Arthropoda, Insecta, Hymenoptera, Braconidae.
CAACCUUUUAUUAUUAUUAUUAUUAUUAUUUCAUCUACACUUUAGUACGCAGCUUAUCCUAUCCACCUUAUUCUAUUAAGAUCGUCGUAAUUUAGGUACAAAUUUAAUUUUUAAAUUAAUUUGAUUGCCGGACGAAUGAGUAUACACAAUUAAUCCAGUAACUGGAUUAAUAAAAAUAUAUAAUUGAUUGAAUAUUAAUUAUUGUAAUUACGUCGUAAUUAUAAUUUAUAAUUAGCAUUAUUGCUAUGGUCAAGAUAUUAUCACUCUCUUUGUUCAUGGUACCAAUUAAGACCGCGCACAAAUUUUUAACAAACAAAGCUUUGAAACUGCAUAAUUUUUGGAUAUAGAUGUUAUUGUUUUAAAUAGAAUCAUUAAUCCUGUCAUAAUGUUUACUAUGAGUGACGUUAAUCCUUGUCCGGAUGUUAAUAAAAGUCUUGGAAUGGAUGAAGCUUGCUUCACAGUUAUCAAUGAUAAUAAUGAACCUCUUUCACUAUUCGCUACAAAUGAAGAAUGUUAUUAUAAAUUGUGUGAUUGUUUACCAUGGGCUAAUGUAUCAGCACACAGCAAUACUACAUUAGUAGUACCUACAGAAUACCCAUUACAUUUUUAUUUUGUUAAAGGGAAAUACCAGUGGUGUCAUGAUACAUUUAAGUUUGAAGAGUAUGGCUACUAUGGUUGGAAUUUAACGGAAGAACAUUUAUGCUCCAAUGUCUACACUAUAAUUGAACCAAAAAAUCAGUACCUUCCUCUUUUAGCGGCAUUUAUGAUUUUUACAAUUGGAGCGAUAUUGAUUGGAACGACACGUUUUUUGAUACGGAUGAUUAAAAAAUUCCGGAUGCGAAACUCUCCAGACGAUCAAAGCGACCUGGGACCUUUGCAAGAUUCUGACCCCCCAUCUCAACAAUUAGUUAGAAUAACCAAAGCAAGCAUAAGAGUUCGUUCUAUUGAUGCUUUUAGAGGUAUCGCUGUUCUAUUGAUGAUAUUUGUAAACAAUGGAGGAGGAAAAUAUACAUUUUUCAAUCACUCUCCAUGGUAUGGAUUAACAGUAGCUGAUCUCGUAUUACCCUGGUUUGCUUGGAUUAUGGGUUUGACCAUAGUAUUAUCCGUACGUUCUCAAUUGAGACUCUCAAUUCCACGAUCACGAAUAAUUAUUAAAUGUCUGAAGCGUGCCAUGAUUCUCAUUUUUUUGGGUUUAAUAAUAAAUGGCCAACGGGGUACACGAUUAAGUGAUUUACGUUUUUCUGGCGUCCUUCAGUUACUUGGAAUAACUUAUUUCAUUUGCGCUAGUAUUGAAACCUUAACUAUGCAAGCUCAAAGAAAUUUUCAUUAUGGAAGAUUUGCAUUUCUUCAAGAUAUUCUGGAUGCUUGGAUACAGUGGUUGGUAAUCUUGGCACUUACUGCAACGCAUUUGCUAUUGACAUUUUUAUUACCUGUACCAGGAUGUCCGACUGGAUAUCUUGGUCCAGGUGGUAAUGUAUAUCACGGAAAAUAUAGUAAUUGUACUGGUGGAGCUGCUGGUUAUAUUGAUCGAUUAAUUUUGGGAAGUCAUGUAUACAAUAAAACAAACAAUUUAAUUUAUGGUCAUGUUUUACCUCAUGAUCCAGAAGGAAUAAUGAAUACUUUGUCAGCUGUUUUAAUUGUUGCAUUAGGAGUACAAGCAGGAAGAAUAUUAUUUUGCUACUAUUUACAUAAUUUUUCUAAAAUUAUUCGAUGGUUUGUUUGGGCAGUCGUACUUGGAGUGAUUGCAGGUUUUUUGUGUGAUUGGAGUAAAGAUGGAAUGAUCCCAGUUAGCAAAAAUAUGAUGACAAUAUCAUUCGUACUAAUAACUUCUUGUUUUGCAUUUAUACUUUUUGCUAUUUUAUAUUUCUUAAUUGAUCAUCAUCGAGUUUGGAAUGGAGCACCAUUUACAUAUGCCGGUGCAAAUGCGAUUUUCUUGUAUGUGGGUCACUACUUUACAAUGAAAAGUUUCCCGUGGGCAUGGAAAAUAGACAAUCCUACUCAUGCCUCACUUCUUGCUAUGAAUUUAUGGACCACAGUACUCUGGUCAUUAAUCGCUUACGGACUUUAUCAGAAAGAUAUAAUAAUAACUAUCUAAUUAUCAUUUUUCAUAAUAAUUAUUGUUUAUAAAUUAUCGCUUCCCCCGGAUGCUAUUAUUUAUAACAAUAUAUAUUUUUUCUUUGUUAUCUGUAAAAUUACACUUUACAAUUAUAAUAAUAUUAAGUCUUUGACAUUUGUGCCAAAGACACAUUGUGAUAGUUUUUGUGAAAUUUAAAUGUAUUUGAGUAAGAAAUUAUUUUUUAAAAAAUUAUUUAAUUAAAUUAAGAUUAGUUUAUAAAUAUACGUAAAAAAUAUUAGUGUUGUUAAAAUUGAUUGAAAACAAAUACAGUAUUUUGUUAUUUGAUUAA